Molecule: messenger RNA, 672 nt
Organism: Penicillium soppii
Lineage: Eukaryota; Fungi; Ascomycota; Eurotiomycetes; Eurotiales; Aspergillaceae
Product: patatin-like phospholipase family protein
Exons: 5
Coding region: 1-672 (223 amino acids)
Biological process (GO): arachidonate metabolic process
Cellular component (GO): membrane
Source: RefSeq, a predicted model, not a curated record
AUGGACAUCAGAUCUUGCAAUGCCCUCUUUCAGGAUUUAGCUAAAAAGGUGCUUUCGCCAGCAAGGAAGAAACGAUUGCUUCGCUCAUGGCUAUCAGAUGGUCUGUAUGAUGGUCAGGCUUUUGAAGAUGCUUUACAGGAUCAUUAUGGAGCGACAAGGCGCAUGUUUGAUACACCGCAGGCUUGCAUAUCGGCAGGGAAGGUUGCUGUAUCCGCGAGCGAGAUCAAAAUGGGGACUCCAUUCAUAUUUACCAACUACAACGGGGCAGCGCCUCAUAGGGCUCAGUCAGCUUAUGGGAGGCUUCGACCUGACAGUGCAAGCGAACCGUUUGUUUGGCAAGUAGCUCGUGCUACUGCCGCUGCUCCAUGCUUGUUUCCUACUAUUGAUAUUCCCGAGGUUGGAACCUUCCAAGACGGCGGCAUGAGAAGACACAACAAUCCAAUCAACCUCGCUCUCUCAGAGGCAAAGCAUCUGUGGCCGAAUUGCCCCAAUCCCGAUGUUUUUAUUUCCCUUGGGACAGGGUCUGAAACUGAAAACAUCUCUUCGACAGUCCCGCGGUUUCGCAACGUCCUUCUGGACGGAUGGCUUCCGCGUAUCUAUCGGUCUCUCUCUUCAUCUUUCGACGGUCAAAAUAACUGGAAGGAAUUUCUGGGGGUGGAUUACCUAGACUAG